Molecule: messenger RNA, 1801 nt
Organism: Harpia harpyja (harpy eagle)
Lineage: Eukaryota; Metazoa; Chordata; Aves; Accipitriformes; Accipitridae
Gene: FGF19
Product: fibroblast growth factor 19
Exons: 3
Coding region: 1-636 (211 amino acids)
Biological process (GO): regulation of cell migration; positive regulation of gene expression; animal organ morphogenesis
Cellular component (GO): cytoplasm; extracellular region
Molecular function (GO): growth factor activity; fibroblast growth factor receptor binding
Source: RefSeq, a predicted model, not a curated record
AUGGGGCCGCGUCCCGCCGCCCCCCUGGCCCUCCUGGGUCUGGCCACCGCCGCCUUAUCGUUACCGCUGCCCGACGCCGGUCCUCACGUUAACUACGGGUGGGGGGAACCCAUCCGGCUGCGGCACCUUUAUACCGGCAGCAAGCACGGGCUCUUCAGUUGUUUUCUGCGCAUCGGCGGAGACGGGCGGGUGGAUGCCGCCGGUAGCCAGAGCCCGCAGAGUCUGCUGGAGAUCCGCGCCGUGGCGGUGCGCACCGUGGCCAUCAAGGGCGUGCGGAGUUCCCGUUAUCUCUGCAUGGACGAGGCGGGGAGGCUGCGUGGGCAGCUCAGGUAUUCCACUGAGGAUUGUUCCUUUGAAGAGGAGAUUCGUCCAGACGGCUACAAUGUAUAUAAAUCAAAAAAAUACGGAAUGUCGGUGUCUUUGAGUAGUGCCAAGCAAAGACAACAGUUCAAAGGAAAAGAUUUUCUUCCACUAUCUCACUUUUUACCUAUGAUCAACACUGUGCCCGUGGAGUCAACAGACUUUGGUGCCUUUGAACCAGAGGUGUACUCCUCGCCCCUCGAAACGGACAGCAUGGACCCCUUUGGCAUCGCCUCCAAACUGUCGCCGGUGAAGAGCCCCAGCUUUCAGAAAUGACUCUGAUCACACACACACGUUUUUAAAGAAAUAUUGCAGAAUACUGCAGGUUUUUUAGCUUUUCAUGUAGUGAUAUUUCGAACUUUAUUGUAUAUUUCAGUACGGAGCCAGCUUUUUCCUUGCCAUGUGUUGUACCUGUAAGAGAUGAGUGCCCAGAGGCUAUUCUGUAAGUCUAAAGAAUUGCCUAUCCAUAGUUUUAUUUAGAAAAGGAUUAAAUAAGAAAAGCUUAACAGCUUCAUCAGAGUUCCUCCAUUACCAUGGUGAUGAUAAAAUAAUUAUAAUUUUUCUACAUCAACUUCAUUACCACAUAUGUUCACCUGUUAUUUCUGCUCACAGAAGCAAAUGCAGAAAACCUUUUUUCCAGUCACAGGGAGGUUAAUGAUCUCUUAGCUUCAGAGGCCUUAAAGACAAACAUUUGGUACGCAACACGAUUAAGGAAAACCUAGCAAAUGUGGUUACAUGAACUAGAGUUAAUGCUGUUUCUUGAAAAGCUGCUGACAACAUUCUGGGAAAACUUUCUAUUGAAAGCAUACCACUGAAAAAAACCAGUUCUGCUUGUAUAUUGUGCUUUUUCUUCCCUUAGGAAAUAAGGGAAGAAAGGGAAAAAUUUCUUCCUUCCCUUAUUGCUAAAGGGUACUUUGGAAAACUGGAUCUUUGAUUUCUUUUAGAGGCUAAUUUAUGUUCACUGUGGGAUCAGCAUCAUCCAGCAGAGAGUUCUCAUUAACAUUGGUGAGAAUUCAGUGUGUGGUUGGAAGAGUGCACAGAACUAGUAUAUAUGUUCACCAGGUAGGGAAUGAGCAGCUCAAAUUAGCGUUUAAAUCAAAGUUCUGUUGUAUAUAAGCAUGCAUGUCAUUAUCAAAAGCAGAGAAAGACUAAAAAUGGAUGAUGUAUAGGUCAAAUCAAUUGCAAAACAGGUUUUUGUGUUUAACCUUUAACCAUCAGCAAUUCUUUCAAGUCCCUUCCAGGCUCGAUUCUGCAGCCAUGGGAAUCAGUGGAGAGACAGUUUAGUGACUUAAAUGCCGCAGAACUGGGUGAGCCACGUCGUUCUUCUUGCAGGAAGGGAUGAUGAGUACCUCAUGGCCAAAAUGUGGAUGUCUGAUGUCUUCAGAUCUGUUCUCCUGUUGUAACGAUUUGAUGAAGGAAUAACCAAGGUGAAACCAAAGAA